AUGGGGGUCACCUUCCUCCAGGCCAACCUCAACCACUCCGCUAGGGCGCAGGACCUCCUCCUGCAAUCCAUGGCGGAGUGGGAUCUGGAUGUCGCGGUGGUCGCGGAGCCGUACGCGGUUCCCUCCCUGCCCCACUGGGCGGGGGAUCUGGAUGGCCUCGUGGCCAUCGUGGCUAGGCCUGGUGCCGCCCCUCCCCUCGCGAUUAAGAAGAGAGGGAACGGCUUUGUGGUGGCGGUUCGGGGAGAGUACGCCAUAAUUGGUGUUUACUUCUCCCCGAACCGGGAUUUGCCGGCCCUGGAGCGGUUCUUGGAUGCUCUGGGGCCGGAGAUAAGGCGGUUAGCGCCCCUAAAGGUCUUCGUGGCCGGUGACUUCAACGCCAAAUCAACGGCGUGGGGGAACCCGGCCACGGAGCCCAAGGGGCGAAAGGUGGAAGAGUGGGCGCUGGCCGCGGGGCUGUCUCUCCUAAACAGGGGGACAGCCCACACGUGCGUGCGACGGACGGGCGGAUCGGUGGUGGACCUGACGUUCGCCACCCCCUCCGCCGCGCGCUCCGUGUCGGACUGGAGGGUGGAAGGGGGGGUGGAGACACUCUCGGACCACUUGUAUAUUCGGUUCGAGGUGUCGGCCGCCCCCCAAUGUCAGGCGGCAUCAUCGUCCCGGGUGCGCAGCCGGUUCCCGCGUUGGGCCCUUACGCGGCUUGACCGGGAGCUGGCGGAAGAGGCGGCCAUCGUCGGCCGCUGGAGCCUCCCGCCUCUAGACGGAAUGGGGGUGGACGACGCGGCUGACCGUCUCGGCGACGCUUUCACAGCGGUGUGCCGGGCGGCCAUGCCAAGCGUAGGUCGAGCCCCCCCUAGGCGGGCGGUCUAUUGGUGGUCGGCGGAGAUUGCCGCCCUUCGCGUCGCCUGCAACGCGGCCCGAAGGGCCUAUAGUCGAAGCAGGCGGCGCAGUCCCCGGGACGAGGAGAGGGAUGGUCAGCUGUAUGCGGUG
Messenger RNA from Plodia interpunctella (Indianmeal moth), 987 nucleotides. RefSeq lists its product as uncharacterized. The transcript has a single exon. The annotation marks the transcript as partial. NCBI's taxonomy places the organism in Eukaryota, Metazoa, Arthropoda, Insecta, Lepidoptera, Pyralidae. Gene Ontology annotation, molecular function: catalytic activity. The record is from RefSeq and is a predicted model, not a curated record.